Molecule: messenger RNA, 210 nt
Organism: Staurois parvus
Lineage: Eukaryota; Metazoa; Chordata; Amphibia; Anura; Ranidae
Source: the annotation of a GenBank genome assembly
AUGCAUCCAGACCUGUCACCCCACCUUCACACUGACGAGUGCAAUGUGAUUAUCAAUAUGCUGAAGCGGUGCCACCUUGAGAACAAAUUUUUGAAAUUUUUUGGACAGUGCAAUGAUAUAGACCGAGAGAUGAGAGGGUGCCUUAAGAAAGAGGUGAGGUCAACAACUUGUACUAAGGAAAUUUUUACAAAAUGUUUGCAUUUGUUAUAG